GACCAGUGCCUGGCAGAUCUACGAUCAACCGACCCCCGCCAUGAUAAAGCACGUAUCCAGCAGACAAAGGGUGGGCUUCUCAAAGAGUCAUAUGAUUGGAUCAUUCAGAAUGAAACUUUCAAACAGUGGAGAGAGAAUGAUCAAAGCAGAAUGUUAUGGAUCAAAGGAGAUCCUGGAAAGGGCAAGACGAUGCUGCUCUGUGGCAUUAUCGACGAGCUGUUGCCGGAAACGAAGCUAGCGAAACCAUUAGGUCAGACUGCUAAAACAUUCCUGUCCUACUUCUUCUGCCAAGGCACCGAUUCCCGCAUCAACACCGCAACCGCUGUUCUGCGCGGUCUUAUAUACCUCAUCAUUAUCCAGGAGCCCUCACUUAUAUCGCAUGUUCAAGAGAAGUACAAUCAUGCAGGCGCCAAUCUCUUUCUAGACGAAAAUGCAUGGGUAGCUGUUGUUGACAUUCUCCAAAAUAUACUACACGACCCAAAACUAGAAGAAAUAGUGUUUGUAAUCGAUGCACUAGACGAAUGCGAAAUAAAUUUACCUGAACUCUUGGAUUUCAUUACCAGAAACGCAUCAUUACCUCGCGUUAAAUGGAUUUUAUCCAGUCGGAAUAUACUCAGCAUUCAACAAACGCUAGAGUCUCAUAUAUCUGAAGGAAUUCUUAGCCUUGAGUUAAAAGCAAACGCGGAAUCUGUAUCACAAGCUGUGAAUACAUAUAUCGAACAUGAGAUAUCACAGCUACGUUCAAUACAAUAUAACCAAGGCCAACGAGAGGAACUCAAAGAUGCAAUGAGACAGAAAGCCAAUGGGACAUUUUUAUGGGUAUCUCUUGUAAUGAAAGAGCUUAAAAAUGCCCAAGUUUGGGAAAUAAUGGAGAUAGUUAAGGAGAUACCAACAGACUUGACAGCAGCCUAUAAACGGAUGAUAGGUCAGAUCCAAAAUCUAAGACGAGGAAAUGCCAAAUUAUGCUGGAGUAUACUUUCGACAAUAUUUACGGCAUAUAAUCCACUCAGUCUGGCUGAACUAGGAACCCUCUCUGGCCUACCAAGCAACAUUUUAGAGAAUCUCAGGUCUAUUGCAAAUCUUAUAGCCAUGUGUGGCUCAUUCCUCACAAUACGCGAGGGCAUUGUCUACUUCAUCCACCAGUCAGCAAAGGACUUUUUCUCUACCGAGGUAUUCCGUUUAAAUGCUGCCCAGAGGAAUGCGAAUGUCUACCAUCGUUCAAUCACGGCUAUUUCAAAGUUACCAAAAAACAUCUAUUGUCUUACAGACUUUGGGUUUAGACCAAGGGGUGCGCCGCCUCCUGGCGCAAAUGCGUUGACUUCAAUGAGAUACUGUUGCUUUUUUUGGCCUGACCAUUUUUGUAAUGCAUAUGGUGCAAACCCUCAAUCCGAAAAUACAUUCACGAAAACACUCAAGGCCAUGCUGUGGUCAUUCUUAAAGGAUUACGCACUCCGCUGGUUAGAGAGCAUUUGUCUGCUAGGUGGGCUUCCAGAUGGCCUACGUUCAAUACAAAUGAUGCUACGAGAGCUACAGCUUGAGGAAAAUUCUCAGCUUUUGAAGCUCCUGGGCGGCAUAGAGAAGUUUAUAAUGAGCAACGGGUCGAUUAUUGAUCGCGCCCCCUUACAGAUAUAUGGCUCAGCAUUGGUAUUCAGUCAGACAUUGAGCGACAUAAAACAGAGAAACUGGAAAGAACGACUGCCAUUCAUUGAACAUAUGCAGGGAAAAAUUAACUCCGGCAAUGUGCUUCUACAAACCCUUGAGAUUCAUGAUAGAACUAUUAUAGCUAUCGGUUUUUCUCCCAGUGGCAAGAUGGCGGCGUCGGCAUGUUAUGAGGGGACAAUAAUAGUGUGGGACGUGGCAACAGGUGCGACUCAACAUACGCUUACCUUUCAUACCUACUCUAUAAUAGAGGCCAUUUCAUUAUCUCCUGAUUGCAAGACACUCCUGUUUGUGGCGCCCCAAGGAACCCUGGCUGGCUAUUAUCAGACAUGUCUCUUUAGUGUGUCACUAGACGGCAAAGACGCAAGACAUAUUACCGCCUCGUUCUCGCUAGAUGGCAAGACACUAGCAUCAACAGUUAAUGGUGGCCCAAUAGAGUUGUGGGAUGCAGCAGCAGGUGAGCGUCUGCGGAUAUUCCAAAGUACUGGUGAAAGCGAUGAAUCGGUUACGUGUAUGGCAUUCUCGCCGGAUUCUAAGAUGAUAGCAUCAGGUCACGGUGACACGAUGCUACGUUCCGGUGACGGGAUGGUACGUCUCUGGCAGGUAGAAACUGGAGCCUGCUUUCGGGAACUCUACAUCGGGUAUGGGGUGAAUGCCUGUGCAUUCCCGCCAGACGGUAGGAAGCUCGCACUGCUGAAGCAGGAGCAGGACAACAUAGCGUUCCUGCUGGAUUUAGAAACAGGCACAUGCCAAAGGACCCUUGUAGGUCAUGGCUGGGGGGCGGGAAACGCAAUUGCAUUCUCGCCAGACGGUAGGGUGAUAGCAUCGGCAUCUGGCGAGAAUACAAUACGACUAUGGGAUGCGCAAUCAGCCAUGCAGGAGCAGACGUUGGAAGAUGCCGGUGUCCGCGGCACGAUCUGGAAGAUAGCAUUUUCGCCAGAUGGCAAGAUACUGGCAUCAACAUAUUACGAGUCUGAUACAAUACAGCUAUGGGAUAUAGCAACAGGAACUCGCUGGCAGGCAUUUCAGUUACCUUCACGGCGGCCUACUGCAAUUGCAUUCUCACCAAAAGGCGGGACUCUGGCAGUAGGAGAAUGUGACAUAUGGCUGUGGGAGAUAGCAACGGGCCAGCAUACCUGUCAACAAACUCGUAGUCGAUACAAUAAAUGUACAGCGAUUACAUUCUCUCCCAAUGGCAGAGAACUGGCAUGGGCUUCUUCUAUCUUUGGUGAAAUAGAGCUACGAGAUAUAGCAACAGGAGAGGUUCAGAUGCGGUUCAUAUACAAGGGGGGGCAUCCUACUGCCAUAGCAUUCUCGCAAGACGGGAAAAUGCUAACGGAACUAGAUUAUGAGGGAAAGAAAAUUCGAGUGUGGGAUGUAGCCACCGGUGCGUGUUUACACAACUUCAACAGCGGCCAUCAGAGGCCUGUUAUAUGCCCGUCCCCAGAGGCAACCCCCCCGGAACAUAAUUUGCUACUGGUUGUUGGAGAGUGGAUAAUGAGAGGUGGAAAACAUGUUCUGUGGCUUCCCAAAGAAUACAGAACUAAUGCCAUGGCGGUGCAUGACAAUGUAGUGGCAAUUGGACACAAGUCUGAGAUUGUUUUUAUAUCGUUU
Messenger RNA from Trichoderma virens Gv29-8, 3273 nucleotides. RefSeq lists its product as uncharacterized. The annotation marks the transcript as partial. Gene Ontology annotation, molecular function: protein binding. The transcript is spliced from 4 exons. NCBI's taxonomy places the organism in Eukaryota, Fungi, Ascomycota, Sordariomycetes, Hypocreales, Hypocreaceae. The record is from RefSeq and is a predicted model, not a curated record.